This is a messenger RNA of Carlito syrichta (Philippine tarsier), 3917 nucleotides long. It is a transcript of the gene SPTLC3, whose product is annotated as serine palmitoyltransferase long chain base subunit 3. Gene Ontology annotation, cellular component: serine palmitoyltransferase complex. Gene Ontology annotation, molecular function: pyridoxal phosphate binding; serine C-palmitoyltransferase activity. The transcript is spliced from 12 exons. The record is from RefSeq and is a predicted model, not a curated record. Gene Ontology annotation, biological process: ceramide biosynthetic process; sphingosine biosynthetic process. The coding region runs from base 319 to 1977 and encodes 552 amino acids. Lineage: Eukaryota; Metazoa; Chordata; Mammalia; Primates; Tarsiidae.
CAGUCCACGGGUUUCCUCAGUCCCCAGAAGGAGCAGCAUGGGCAACCUCCUUUGUAGUUUUAGAAGCAGGUUUGUUGCCAUGGAGUUUAUAUUCUGACUGGAGUUUGGACGUAUAAAGGUAAAAGACUGUUUUUUAGCGUUUCAAAGAUCUGGCAAAAAGAUAGGCUGCUGCUCUUCUUCUGGAAAAGCCUGAUUGGUAAGAUUCCUUUAAGGGUUCAGCCCCAUAGAGCUUUAUCCCAUCCCCUCACUUAUUUGAAAACUCAAGCUUGCUGAGACCUCUGGAGGAAAACCUGCCCCGGGCCCUGUCACUCCAUACCAAUGGCUAAUCCUGGAGGUGGAACUGUGUGCAAUGGAAGUCUUCACAACCACAAGAAACAGAGCAAUGGCUCACAAAGUAGAAACUGCACAAAGAAUGGAAUCGUGAAAGAAGCCCAGCAAAAUGGGAAGCUACAUGUUUAUGAUAAACGGAUUGUUGAAUCCUUUGAGGAAGCACCUCUUCAUGUUAUGGUUUUCACUUACAUGGGAUAUGGAAUUGGAACCCUGUUUGGCUAUCUCAGAGACUUUUUGAGAAACUGGGGAAUAGAAAAAUGCAACGCAGCCGUAGAGCGAGACGAACAAAAAGAUUUUGUGCCGCUGUAUCAAGACUUUGAGAAUUUUUAUAAGCGAAACCUUUACAUGAGAAUCAGAGAUAACUGGAACCGACCCAUCUGCAGUGCCCCAGGACCUCGGUUUGAUAUGAUGGAGAGGGUAUCAGAUGACUACAACUGGACAUUUAGGUUUACCGGAAGAAUCAUCAAAGAUGUCAUCAACAUGGGCUCCUAUAAUUUCCUUGGCCUCGCAGCUAAGGAUAAUGAGUAUUUGAUGACAGUUAAGGAUGUUUUAGAGAAAUAUGGCCCGGGCGUGGCCAGCACCAGACAUGAAAUGGGUACCUUGGAUAAGCACAAGGAGUUGGAAGACCUUGUGGCUAAGUUCCUGGGUGUAGAAGCAGCUAUGGUCUUUGGGAUGGGAUUUGCAACUAACUCAAUGAAUAUUCCUGCACUCGUUGGAAAGGGAUGCCUCAUUUUAAGUGAUGAAUUAAACCACACAUCUGUUGUACUUGGGGCCCGACUCUCAGGUGCAACCAUAAGGACCUUCAAACACAAUAACAUACAAAACCUAGAGAAGCUCCUGAGAGAUGCUGUCAUCUAUGGUCAGCCUCGGACCCACAGAGCUUGGAAAAAGAUUCUCAUCCUGGUAGAGGGCAUAUACAGCAUGGAAGGUUCCAUUGUGCAUCUGCCCCAGAUCAUAGCUCUGAAGAAGAAAUACAAGGCUUAUCUCUACAUAGAUGAAGCCCACAGUAUUGGGUCUUUGGGCCCAACUGGCCGGGGUGUCACAGAAUUCUUUGGCAUAGACCCUGGCGAAGUUGAUGUGUACAUGGGCACAUUCACCAAGAGCUUCGGAGCUGCAGGAGGUUACCUAGCCGGAAGGAAGGACCUUGUGGAUUAUUUACGAGCUUACUCGCAUAGUGCUGUUUAUGCUACAUCCAUGAGCCCCCCGAUAGCAGAACAAAUCAUCAGAUCAAUGAAAUUAAUCAUGGGACUGGAUGGGACCACAAAAGGGUUGCAGAGAGUACAGCAACUUGCAAAAAACACAAGAUACUUCAGACAGAGACUGAGAGAAAUGGGAUUCAUUAUCUAUGGCAAUGAAAAUUCUUCCAUUGUUCCGCUGCUCCUUUACAUGCCUGGUAAAGUAGCGGCUUUUGCAAGACAUUUGCUAGAGAAAAAAAUUGGAGUAGUGGUCGUGGGAUUUCCAGCUACUCCCCUCGCAGAAGCUCGGGCUCGGUUUUGUGUUUCAGCGGCACACACCCGGGAGAUGUUAGACACGGUUUUGGAAGCCCUUGAUGAAAUGGGUGAUCUCCUACAACUGAAAUAUUCCCGGCACAGGAAGUCAGUGCAUCCCAAGCUGUACAAUGAGACGAGCUUUGAACUCAAAGAUUAAGUUUCCUGGUCCUGAAUGAAGCAUAAAGACUUUGCCAGAAAGACCUCCCUCCUUGCCUCAGAAGGAAUAUAAAUGGAUUUCUACUUCUUCCUAAAGACGAUUUUGGUUUCCAGACCAACUUAAUUGAACUGAGGGAGACAUUGUUGUGUUUUAAUGUCUCCAACUCAGGACUGCAGAGACAAAAAUACAAUUUCAGAUUUAAAUCUCUCCUCUCCCAAGUUUUCUGCUAGAAAUAGACACACACACACACACACACACACACACACAUACACACACACUUCUUAACAUAUUUUUAAUGGCAAUGAGCCUAUGUUUUAGCUGCUACUGUUGCAGCCUCUUUGGUCCAGACACUUUGAGGGGUUUCAACCAAAUGAGAGGAUUUUGACUUUUAAUUCAGCAAUUUCACUAUGUGUUUACUUAUUAUCUUGAGAUGUGGGCAAGUGUGGUAGACAACAGAUACCUUCCCUGUUCUACCCAUAAAAGUAUCAGCUAGAACUCACCUAUCAUGGGAAGUUCCAGGCAGGAGGGUAAAGACAUGUUGCUUCUACCAUUUGUCACAUUUGGACUUUUUCCACAGACAAGUGUCAAAAGACAUAGUUAAUGUUUUGAGGGAGAGAGCAGAACUGGCCAACAGUGACUAGAGACAUCUUUGAAGGAAACUUUCCUUUUCCUCCUGCUGGUCUCCUACAGUUUUACAACUGGGCUUGAGGUUUGGAAAAUUCAAGACUUUUGUUUCAUAAGGAAGAGGAGCAGAAAGCAAGUACAAGCCAAUGUUAGGCUUACACGAAAACUGUCAGCUUGAACCUUGUUGAUGCCGUGCAUAGUGAAUAUAUAGCAUGCAUGGCCUUUAUUUCUUUAAAGAACAAGUUGCCAUUUUCUUAUUGAAUUUUGAGUAAGUGGUGAGAUUCAAUUUCCUUUAGAACUGACUCCCAAGACCACACUUGAAGAACAUAUUGAUUCAAGAAGGACAUUUAAAAGCAAAUUCUAUCUAACAUUUUCAAGACUGACCUCCCCCCCACUCCCAUUCAGACCUAUUAAAUAGUAUUGUCACUUGGCACAUACACUCUGAACUGGGGCAAGGUGGCCUUGCAUACUUUGGGGCAACUAACUGUAGUUUACUUGCUCUCACUCUCUUAUUCCCUCUCUCUCUCUCUCAAUAUGAAUGCAAACGUCUCUGGAAUGUAGGCCCUUGCUAAUUGGAUCUAGUUGGUAUGGAAAAAACCCGUGGAAAAUCUUAUCUUUAACAAGCUCCCAGAUGGUGCCCAGAUUUGGAAACUCUAAAGAGCAGCGGUGACCUUUUAGCAAAGCUUCUGUAACAGUUCGAAUGAGUUGCAGACCAUUCCACUCCAUCAAAUGACACUGUAAACAAAUCACUUCAAGAAAGGUUUGGCUUUGUGUGACACAGAUGGACCCAGGCUUUCAUGCUGUGCACUGAGAUAGAAACUCCACUGCCGGCGCCUGUGUCGGAUGGAGCAAUGUGCCCUGAUACUCAAAGCUUAUUAAAGGAAAAAGGUGAUCAGCGUGGAAAGUCUUUUAUGGGGACAUUAUAACCCCAAGAGGGUACAUCAAAGUGAAUCACAAUGAUAAAGAUCCUCAUGAAUGUUUAAGAGUUGUAAGGGGUCCUAUUAGUGAAAGAGGCAAUAAAGGGGGUUCUGAAAUUCAGUUGCCCCAUCCAAUGACCAAUUUUGAUAACUGAAUUCCAACUCUUCUCAGUGAAACUGGUGCAGCAUUACUUGUGCAAAUAAAAAAUUGUAUGUCAUAAAUGUGCAAAGAAGUAAGGCAUGUUGGUUUUAUCUCUUGAACAUGUGCAUUUAAAUGAAAUUGUACCUAGUUAAUUUUCCAAGAUGCAUGAACGCCUUGAGUUCUAUAAAGGAGACAGCAAAGCAUCUAGGCCUUCUGCAGGAUAUUGCAAGUAAUAAACACCCUCCAUCCUUUCUGAA